AUGUCGAAAGAUGGAGAAAAAAGCGGAUGGAAGGAAUCUAUAUGGAACCCGAGGACGAGGGAGUUCCUGGGCAGGACGGCUAGCAGCUGGGGUCUUAUUCUUCUCUUCUAUGUAGUUUUCUACAUCUUCCUUGCCGGCUUGUUUGCACUCACCAUGUAUGUCAUGCUGCAGACCUUGGAUGAGCACAAACCAACCUGGCAAGACAGGCUCUCCACACCAGGUAUGGUGAUUAGACCCAAAUCGGAGACCUAUGAGAUUGUCUAUAGCAUCAAGGACACUGAGAGCUGGGACAUGUACGCUCAGGCCCUGGACAAGUUCCUGACACCCUACAACAACUCCGUCCAGGCUGAGAAAAAUAAUGCGUGCACCCCGGACCAGUACUUCCUGCAGGAGGACAGCGGCGAUGUGAAGAACAACCCGAAGCGCUCCUGUCAGUUCAACCGCACCAUUCUGGAGGACUGCUCUGGAAUCAAUGAUCGUUACUAUGGAUACCAGGACGGCAAGCCAUGCAUCAUCAUCAAGCUGAAUCGGGUGAUUGGAAUGCUGCCAGGAAAGGAUGGACAGGCUCCGUAUGUCACCUGUGGCGCGAAGAAAUACAAAGUUGGCAAAGAUCAAUGGAGAGAAGACUCUGACAAAAUUGGAGAGAUGAUUUACUUCCCUCCAAAUGGCACUUUCAACCUUAUGUACUACCCUUACUAUGGCAAGAAAGCUCAGGUGAACUACUCUCAGCCUUUGGUUGCCGUCAAGUUCCUUAACAUUACUGCCAAUGAAGAUAUCAACAUCGAGUGCAAGAUCAACGCCAACAACAUUCCCGUUGGAGGUGAAAGAGACAAGUUUGCCGGACGAGUGUCUUUCAAGCUGAGGAUCAAUAUCAACUAGGUUGACCUUUUUACUCUCCUGAAAACUACUUUCUUCAUUCUCUGCAACAUUGCACAUACACAGAAACAAAUUUCAGUAUUCACACCCUUUGUAGGAAUUGUUUACA
Messenger RNA from Anoplopoma fimbria (sablefish), 985 nucleotides. It is a transcript of the gene atp1b2b, whose product is annotated as ATPase Na+/K+ transporting subunit beta 2b. NCBI's taxonomy places the organism in Eukaryota, Metazoa, Chordata, Actinopteri, Perciformes, Anoplopomatidae. The coding region runs from base 1 to 879 and encodes 292 amino acids. Gene Ontology annotation, cellular component: sodium:potassium-exchanging ATPase complex. The transcript has 8 exons. Gene Ontology annotation, molecular function: ATPase activator activity. The record is from RefSeq and is a predicted model, not a curated record. Gene Ontology annotation, biological process: intracellular potassium ion homeostasis; intracellular sodium ion homeostasis; sodium ion export across plasma membrane.